Messenger RNA from Lontra canadensis (Northern American river otter), 2679 nucleotides. RefSeq names its product transcription factor SPT20 homolog. The transcript has a single exon. Gene Ontology annotation, biological process: regulation of transcription by RNA polymerase II. Gene Ontology annotation, molecular function: transcription coregulator activity. NCBI's taxonomy places the organism in Eukaryota, Metazoa, Chordata, Mammalia, Carnivora, Mustelidae. The record is from RefSeq and is a predicted model, not a curated record. Gene Ontology annotation, cellular component: SAGA complex. The coding region runs from base 1 to 2679 and encodes 892 amino acids.
AUGCAACAGGCGCUGGAAAGGGCUUUGGACCGUGCGGACUAUGUCAUCGCAGGUGCCCAGCAGAGGCCUCCAAAGAGGAAAGGCUCGUCGAGUGGGGAAGCAUCUCUCUACGAGAAACUUUACGACAUCUAUGUGGAAGAAUGUGGGAGAGAGCCUGAGGAUCCGGAGGAGCUACGAAGCAACGUGAACUUGCUAGAGAAGCUCGUGAGGAGAGAGUCGUUGCCGUGUUUAGUGGUCAACCUGCACCGGGGAGAGGGGGGAUAUUCGCUGAUGCUCCAGGGCAAACACGGAGCAUAUUCGGAGACCGUUCGGCUGCCCUACGAAGAACACGAAUUGCUCGAAUACCUGGAUGCUGAAGAAUUACCUCCCGCUCUGCUGGACGUGCUGGAAAAAUCGGAGGUGAACCUCUUCCAGCGCGGGUGCGUCAUAGCGCAGGUGCGGGACUACAGGCAGUGCAGCGGUGGGGAACCUCCGGGCUACCAGAGCAGGCACAUUCUCCUGCGCCCGACCAUGCAGACGUUAGCCUGCGACGUGCAGUCCAUAACCAGCGAUGGCCAGGAAUGGACCCAGGAAGACAAACUGUCGCUUGAGAGCCAGCUGAUCUUGGCUACCGCUGAGCCCCUGUGUCUGGAUCCUUCUGUAGCAGUAGCCUGCGUGGCGAACAGGCUGCUCUAUAACAAGCAAAAGAUGAACACUGGGCCGAUGAAAAGGAGCUUCAGGAGGUACUCUGCCCCCUCUCUGCAUCGGCAGCGGGAGCUGUCUGCUUGUCCCCCUCCUCCUGAGCUGACAGUAUGGGCCUCUUGCAGGAAACGCAGAGAGCGCCAAGACCGUCCGUGGUACGACCUCAAAAUUUCUAAAGCGGGGAGCUGCGUAGAUACAUGGAAGCGGAGACCCUGUGACUUGGCGGUGCCUUCGGAAGUGGAUGUGCAGAAAUAUGCCAGAGGGAAGAGGUCCGCCCAACGGGACGUCUCCCCUCCGGGAGUCUGGGCAGCCGGCGAGGUGAGGGACGGUGGUGCGUGUGGCUGCGAAGCCGGCCAUGAGCCUCGGAGCACGGAGCUGACCUUCCCGCAGUCGCCGCCGCCGAAUAAUCCACCUUUCUCUGGAGCGAGAAGGCCCUGGAAGGAAGACGGGUGGGAGGGACAGAUGUCUCCUCCGCACCCCUGCACAGAUGACCGUUCCGGCCGUGUCCCACCCGGAUCAAAGACUGCGGCCGGCGGGGUGGUCCCGGGGGCAGAGUUGGCGGUCCCGCAGAAGGCCAGCUGUACGGUCACCGGGUCGGAUGGCUCAGGCGGCCUCAGUGGGCUUCCUCCCGGGAACGACCCAGAACAGCCUGACAUGGCGUCGGUUCGGUCCCCAGUCCAGGGGGAGGGCGUGGGACGGCCCCCUCUGCGCAUCAGACUUCCCUGGAGCUCAGGAAAGAGCCAGUCGGGGAACAGUUUUAUUCCAUGGGAGGCCAGCAGCUUUCUUAAAUCUCCAUCUCCUGCUCCCGCUCCUAAGCCACCAAGUCCUUCGCAGCAAUCCCCCGUGGACGUGAAUCGAGGGAGCCCGCUUCCAGCAGCCACCGUGUCCGCCGCCAGCGCACCACAGAGGAGCCCGGCCAGCCGGGUCUCCGCCGGCUCCCAGCAGUCCUCUGUGAGCGUGACCGGACUGGGCACGCUUCCUGCAGCCCCCCUGUCCCCGGCCAGCUCGUCCGUGAGAGCCCCGGCCACCCGGGUCCCAGCCAAGGCCCAGAAAUCCUCUGUGGAAGUGAUUCGAGUGAGCGUGUUUCCUGCAGGCACUUUGCCCACCGCCAGCUCCUCACUGAGAGCCCCGGCCACCCCGGUCAUGGCCAAGUCCCCGAAAUCCUCUGGGAAGGAGGGCCCUGGAGUCAGCAGGCUGCCUGCGACCACCCCGUCCCCCGCCAGCUCAUCGCAGAGCAGCCCGGCCGCCCAGGUCACGGCCAGCUCCGCGGGCCACAGCCUCCUCCAAGCGGCGGGCCCUGGUUGCGGAGCGCGGGCUUUGGAGAGGGGCUCCGGCCCGGGGCAGGGCCCUCAGGCUGGCGCCAAGGCUCCUGCGGGGAUCCAGCCCAGCAGCCUGCCCUCAGGCGCUCGGCCGCCCAGUGCGGUGCCCACUGCAGCGCGGAGUCUUCCGGUCCGCGUCCAGUUAUUUUUAAAACACGCUUGCGGCCUCAGGCCAGUAACUCUCCUGGAGGUUCCCCAAGAUUCGCUCCUUUUGAACACGGCGCGGCAGCCAGAGCGGCGGCUCUAUCAGUUGAUUUCCCAAGAACAACUUCAGCAAGCCUCCACUGGGGGUCCUCAGCGGCCUGGGCCCCAGGGUCCAAGUGCAAGAGGUGCAGCCAGUCCAGAAAGGGCCUCCUCUGCUCAGCAGGCUGUGAUGCUAAACCGGGCCGGAGAGGGGGAGCUGCCGCAGCCCCACGCGGCGGUGUCGGCCCCGCUUGGCUCUGGGGAGAGCCAGAGAAGCCCCGAGCAGAGCGGUCCUCGUCCCGCGCACACACUGCGGCCGGCCCCUGCCUCGCAGCCGCCGCCCCAGCCGCAGGGACCACGGUUGAGAAUCUUGCAGGGCCCUGUGGCCGUGACGACAGUCGCCGCCCAGACAGCUGGGCUGCCUCUGGGCCCGCAGCCCGCAAGCCAGGCCAAAGGUAAAAUGGACAGAAGCCCGCCUUCCCCUCCCAAAUCCUGA